Messenger RNA from Prunus avium (sweet cherry), 998 nucleotides. NCBI's taxonomy places the organism in Eukaryota, Viridiplantae, Streptophyta, Magnoliopsida, Rosales, Rosaceae. The record is from RefSeq and is a predicted model, not a curated record.
AACGCUCAUCUUACCAUGGUUUUUUCCAUGCUCGAUCUUCUCUGCUUCUUCCUUUUCAUGAUUAUCCCAUAUUCCACCAUAGCUCAAACAUCCAGAAACAUAUCUUUAGGCUCAUCCCUCACUGCACGAAAUGAUGAUAACUCAUCGUGGGCAUCACCAUCUGGUGAAUUUGCUUUUGGUUUUCAACAGACUGGAAAAGAUGGGUUCUUACUGGCCAUCUGGUUCAAUAAGAUACCAGAGAGAACUAUUGUCUGGUCAGCCAAUGGGAAUAAUCUUGUGCCACAAGGAUCCCAAGUUGAACUUACAAGUGAUGGCCAGUUUAUGCUCAAUGAUGCAACUGGCAAGAGAAUAUGGUAUGCUGAAUCUGCUGGUACUGGAGUUGCCUAUGCAGCCAUGCUAGACACUGGAAAUUUCGUGCUGGCCAACCAAAAUUCAAGCACGUUGUGGCAGAGUUUUGAUCAACCAACUGAUACAAUCCUGCCAACACAGACUCUAAAUCAAAACAGCAACCUCUAUGCUCGCUACACGGCUACUGUGGGAGCAAAUUUCCUCCCACGAGAAUAUUCUGUUGAAAGAUUCCCCUUUCUUGUUCGCCGCCUCUUUCUCCCUGCAAAAUAAAUUGGAUAAGAAGACCACACCCGGGGGGUGUUGGCCAAAGGCCCUCCGAUGCCUAAGUUAGUUCAAUUGAUUUAGGGAAAAAUCAAUAGCUAAAUAGGGUACGGAGAUAUAUAUGUGUGGUGAAAACCGGGCGGCCGGAGCCUUAUGUAAAAGAGAGAGAGAGAGGAGGUGGCUAGGAUUUGUGAAGGGAAGAGCUCUCUAGAGUUUUAGUAGAAAUUCUGACGUACCUCAUCCUUGUGCGUGGCCAAGUAUUUAUAGGGGGCCUUGGUGUGGUUGGUGAGGUAGGUGAGGUUGGUACAUUUAUGGAUUUGAUUAAUUAGGGAAUUAAUCAAAUCCCUAAUUGUGGUAGGUGAGGUUGGUGGAGUUGGUGUAUUUAGGGA